GAAAGGAUAUGAUAUUGCUUAUAUUAUGUUAUAUGUUGAUAUCAUUCUCACAGCAUCUUAUGAUCGUCUAAAUAGUAUGAAUGCUUCUAUUAUUGAUAGGGCUGGCAUGUCUAUUGUAGCUCUUUUUAACAGACUUGUCUCUUAUACCAAUGCGGAUUGGGGGAUUCCCCAAUACCAGGCAAUCUACUUCAGAAAUUUAUUACUUGAGCUUUAUUUUCCUAUUCAGAAAGCAACUCUCGUUUAUUAUGACAAUGUGAGUGCCAUCUACCUCUCUGGGAAUCCUGUGCAACAUCAACGCACAAAACACAUUGAGAUGGACAUUCAUUUUGUUCAUGAGAAAGCCGCUAAGGGCGACGAGGUAUUUUCUUCAUGCUUUCAGAAUGUUUGUUUCUUGUUAUCUGGAGCUACAGAAUGCCAAGAUACAUCAAUAGCUCAUACUAUCACCGUUUCACAAUCAGGUGGCGCAAAUUUCACGACCCUUACAGAUGCCUUUAAUUCUAUUCCUUCCGGCAAUAAUAAAUGGAUCAAAAUAUUGCUUAAUCCCGGAAUUUAUAAGGAGCAGAUAAUAGUUCAACAAGAUAAAGGAGGGUGUAUAAUUCUUGAAGGUAGCGAUCUUACUUCAACAAUAAUAACCUAUGAUAAUCAUUCUUCAACACUAGAAAGCGUUACUCUUGCUUUGUACAUCGACAAUUUUGUAGCUAGGAAUGUCACCUUUAAGAACUCUUUUAGAAUUGGAGCACUAUUAGAUGAUACGCAGCGAACUCAAGCCGUUGCCCUCAGAUCUUAUGGUGACAAGCAUGCAUUUUAUUCUUGUGGAUUUGUGGGAUAUCAAGAUACACUUUGGGAUGAUCAUGGUAGACAUUAUUUCAAAUCAUGUUAUAUUGAAGGGGCUGUUGAUUUUAUAUUUGGAAAUGGUCAAUCUGUAUAUGAGCAAUGCACCAUAAAUGUCACGGGAGGAGGUUACAUUACUGCACAAAGUCGACCAUCGGCAAAUGAUACUAGUGGUUAUGUGUUUAGAAAUUGUGAUAUUUCGGGAACAGGGCAUGCUGAGUUAGGACGAGUAUAUGGUGCCUUUGCAAGAGUUAUUUUCAUCGACUCAAAAUUCAGUAAAGUUGUUGAUCCCGAGGGAUGGUUCAUUUGGAAUCAAAGUGGACAUGAAAACGAUGUGACAUUUGCAGAAGUUAAUUGCACUGGUCCAGGAGCUGAUACAUCAAAACGUGUUUCAUGGGAAAAGAAGUUAGAUUCUUAUGCAAUUAGGCAAUAUGAUACGCAGACUUUUAUCAACCAAAAUGGGUGGAUUGCUAAACAACCUUUAUAA
This is a messenger RNA of Chenopodium quinoa (quinoa), 1318 nucleotides long. Its product is annotated as probable pectinesterase 55. Lineage: Eukaryota; Viridiplantae; Streptophyta; Magnoliopsida; Caryophyllales; Amaranthaceae. Gene Ontology annotation, biological process: cell wall modification. The transcript is spliced from 10 exons. The annotation marks the transcript as partial. The record is from RefSeq and is a predicted model, not a curated record. Gene Ontology annotation, molecular function: pectinesterase activity.